AUGGCCGAUCCCAUAAGGGACGCGUCUCGACCCUCUUCAUCAACAACCUUUAGAGACUCUCACCAACUUCAAAACCCUUCUCCUCUCGCUGCUUCUUCUUCGGCUUCAACAUCAUCACCUCCAGCUCCUAAACGACGCCGUAUUUCCAGAGCUUGUCUCCAAUGUCGUACCCGCAAAAUUAAGUGUAAUGGAAAAGAACCUGCCUGUGCAAACUGUGCGGCCUCAGGUCAAACAUGUACUUAUACUGAAUCCAAACGUCGUGGACUUCCUCCAGGAUAUGUUAUGCAACUAGAAACAUAUAUUCGCGCUUUAGAAAUUCUUCUCGGGUCCUCUCUUCAAGAAACUCCAGAUGUAGCUCUUGCUCUUUCUUCUCUUGUGAAAAAACUGACAAAUGCACGAGUGUCUUCUUCUUCUUCUUCAACAUUAAAUGAAUCUACAGAUACCCUUAACGAAGACUCUAGGAUUGGUGGUGGUGGAAAUACUUUAACCAACAUUGGUGACCAAAAUGGCGACAUUAUUAAUAAUGAUGAUAAACCAUCUUCUUCUUCUUCUUCUUCUUCUUCUUCUUCUUCUUCUUCUUCUUCUUCGAGUUCUUCCGACCUAGAUGCUUACAAAAAUAAAUGGCACCAGUCACAGCUUCAUUCAGAAAUUAAAGCAUUUGCUGCUUCACUUCCAGCUUUCCCAGGAACUUCAAACAUUGGGUCUCAUUCCUUCCUUGCAUCUCCACCUGUAACCACACCUGUAACCACACCUGCUGCUGUUUCUGUUGCUACUGCUGCUAUAAUAGCAACAACUCUAUCAAAUUCUUCAACAGCUGCUGCUACAGCCGCAACAACACCAACUUCAGGAACUGUUUCUCCAACUCCAAACCCACAACCCCCACCGCCAUUAUUAUCAUCAUCAUCAUCAGAUUCUUCUCUUCUAAAACAUGUCGUUCUUUCAACUUCUUCUGCUCCAUUUCUCUCAGAAGUUUCCAUCUACCCUGUUCACGAAAACUCCCCAACCCCUGGCUCAACAGGCUUUCUUGCAGGAACUCUUUUGGCCUUCCCGCGUGCAGUUCAAGCACUUUCCCCACAUAGUCCUUUACAACUUAUUAAUAUCUGGAUUCGAAAUACCCCCUUUGAAAUAAAAAUGACUGCUGUCAAUACUUAUAUUCGAGCCAUUCACUCUUGGUUACCUCUUUGUGACCCACAAACACUUUUUCUAUUAACUCGCAUCACUUCUUCUCAACAACGACAAAAAUCACUAAAAGAAGAACAUUUGGCUCAAGCUUCUCCAUCAGAUUUAUUCUUACUUGCCGCUAUUUUGGCUUUUCACCAGGGGUCUUCUGCAAAUAAUAAUAAUAAUGAUAAUAGCAAUAAUAGCAAUAAUAGCAAUAAUAACAAUAAUAGCAACAGCAAUAAUAAUAAUAAUAAUAAUAAUGACAAUAAUAAUAAUAAUGACAAAAUCCCGUCAUUCCUUCAAGUCCUCUCAAUAAUUGCUUCACCUCUGGCCAUAGGAGACUCAUCUGCUCUCACCCGCGCUGCACAACUCUCUAAUAUUCACUCACACAUUAUCUUUACCUUAGGCCUUGUUGCCCGAGGCCUUUUUGAUGACGCCUGGGCCAUUUGUGGACUCGCUGUGCGUGCCACAUAUGUCUUGGGAUUAAAUUCUUACCCUGGAUCCUACAUUGAAAAACGCACUUGGUAUGCCAUCUGUAUCAUUGAUACCUUACUGGCAGCUGCUUGUGGCCGCAUUCCACAUAUAUCUGACUCUGGGUUUGGAGUCUCCCUACUUAUUAAACCCGACGACGAUGGGGGCUUCCAAGAUACUCAAGCUCCAGACACAUCAACUUACAAUGCCCUCUUCUCGCUUAUUCGCAUUCUCAACAAUAUCCUCUUUCUUAAAAACUCAACAACAAAUGGCAAAACCACAGAAACAUUUGCCCUCGCUAUGAUACCCGCAUGGAUUGAAAGCUAUGGCUCACUCCUUACAAAGGACACUACAAGUGACUACCCAAGCCUGCUUUUCCAACUCCGCCUUGUUUUCGUCGUCAACUUUGAGCUUCUAGGUAACGUUCUUCACACUCACACCUACCUCCACUUUGACAGCAUCGAAGAAUACAUCUUGGCUCAAAUCACUGCCUUUGAUGAUGCACACGCCUCUACAGUCCCCUUUUUAGGGUUUUAUCUUUUCAAAAUCACACAGAGCAGUCUCACAGAUAUUGAAAAUGAGCUCACCAGUAUAAUGCCUUUGAGUUAUGGAGUCUUUGGCCAUGACUUAUACUAUUCCCAGGAGAAAAAAUCUCUCCAGCUUUCGAAACGUGUUGCUUUCUUGCAUCGCAUAUUAGAGUUCCAAACAGCAACAGUAUUGCUCGAUGCACCGCAGCGUGUUGAACCACAACUCCUUAACAUGCUCAAAACACGACUGGAUGCUAUUGAUGCUAAAGUCAUGGGGCUAACACGAGGAGAGGAACUAAAUAGGGCUAUAGGCGUUUUGGAGCCUGAAAAGAAUAUCAAUAGAGUGAUGUAUGGGAUGGAGGAUUUCCAACAGCAGCAGCAGCAGCAGCAGCAGCAGCAAAAACAAUUUCUACAACCUCCUAAACUUGAUCCUAAACUGUUAAAUGUCUCUAUGAUGUCUUCACCAUCACCAUACAAUCAAUUGGGUGCACAGCAACCGUACCAAUUCCCUCUAUCCCAAUCUGCUCAGCAAUCUUUUUUGAUGCAACAACCUCAACCUCAACCUCAACUGCAACAACCAAACCCAUCUUCUACUUCACAGUUUCUUUAUCCUGCUACCACUACCACAUCUACCAGUAACCCAAACACCACCACUUCUUCUUCUUCUACCACUACUACUAAUACAAUCACUGGUGGUAGUGGUCCAGCCCCUACACUUCAAAAGCUCAACACUGUUUACCCAGUAACCAGCACAUCCCAGAACCCCAUGGUACAUGCGUUUGCUGCUACAAGUGCACUACCUCCAGGCCCAUAUCAACCACCACAGCAUCUAACAACAACGACAACAUCAUCAUCAAAUGCAGUCGAUACGCUACACAUGUCUACCACAGCAGUCUCAAAGAGUAUGGUUAUACCUUCAACAGCCACAGUAAUGGGCAACGGGUCCACAGGAUUUGCAACUACAGGGAUGGUAGUGGAACCUAUUUCGAUGGCAGGCAUGGAAACUGCAAUGGAUCCUGUGCCAGAGUUUCUACAGAACCUUGGGGUGUUGACAGAUUAA
Magnusiomyces paraingens is the source of this 3219-nucleotide messenger RNA. RefSeq lists its product as uncharacterized. Bases 1 to 3219 code for a protein of 1072 amino acids. Gene Ontology annotation, molecular function: DNA-binding transcription factor activity, RNA polymerase II-specific; zinc ion binding; DNA binding. Lineage: Eukaryota; Fungi; Ascomycota; Dipodascomycetes; Dipodascales; Dipodascaceae. Gene Ontology annotation, biological process: positive regulation of transcription by RNA polymerase II; DNA-templated transcription. The transcript has a single exon. The record is from RefSeq and is a predicted model, not a curated record.